AUGCCUCCCAAGAAGAACAAGGGUGCCGAAGACAAGCCCGCCGAGAGCAAGUCACCGUACUACGCUCCGACCAUCAUGGCGAAGUGUGCCAUCUUCUUGGGCGACCUGUCAGGUCCUGUUCUUGCAUCGCAUGGUACCAACGACAGCGGCAUCAGGAUCGGAGCCAGGAUCCGCGUGGAAACCAACGAUGGGUUGGAUCCUCACAUCGCCCUCAUCUUGAAGUUCCCGGACGGCGCAGACAACGAGGAUAACGGUUCCGGUGUGCGCUUUCAUUACACAAAGAAUGGGAGCACAUACGAUCCUUUUCCGACUCUCGACAUUAGAAUUCGAUUUCACCAUCAGAAGUGGACUCAGAAGUUCGAGGAGGCGUCUCCUGAACUGCUCAGUAGAUUCCCUUCGCUGCAAGAGGGUCCUGGCACGACGAUCAUCACCUUCUCAUGCGACGUGGAUGACAAAGACAGAGUCUCGAUUGAAGGCUUGGGUAUGGCCUACAUAAACAAGUCGGAGCCCGAGCUUGAGAAGUUUGUGAACGAGAACGGUUCUCUUCAUGGAGUCACCCUAUCCGACUUCAUUCGUCGCAAAACCUUUCAUGUUUUCAUGAUCAGAAAGGGUACACCUACCCACAUCCAGAAGAGCUUCAGCUUCGAGAAUCUGCCGCCACCCUUCAACUACCCUUAUGGCGAUGCUCACAACUUCGAUCCCGAACGCGGCGCAGAUUUUCUCGCCAAAAACCCGCGCAAGGCUGCGUACAGCUCCGUCCACAGUUUCAACGACGCCAACUCCAUGUUGACCGUCACAACGCAGUCGCUACUACAGAACGACUUGUAUGUGUGGCGGCAGGCUCAACUUAUCUCUGCUGUCAAGCUGCACGCCUACUUCGUUCCCAAUCCUGAACGCAAGAAUAACUACUUUGUUAUUCUUCCUCUUCCUAAAGAGUUCAUGGAUCAGUUCGAGCCUGUAUGGGCAAAGCUCUUGGACCAACAAGUCUCUCUCACUAUGUGGGAGAACGAGGACGACGAGAAGCCCUCUGGCUCUUGGGUAUGUAGCUUCAAGCCGUACACGAGCGGCAUCCAGGCCCUAGAGCCUCACCCUCGUGGCAAGUCCGAGGCUGUGCUUGCCGUGGUGCGCCCGCCCCCUCAAGAUCCCGGCAGUCAAUGCAGCAUUAGCUGCGUAGCCCUCCACUUUUUUGGCAUCUUGGACGACACCGAGCGCAAGAUCAUUGCCGUCGACAAGUGGAACGAGCCGGAUUCCGAAAGUGGUCAUCUCGCUCAACUCACAAUGCGUGGGCAAGGCUAUGCGGAGUGGAUGAUGCAGUCUGGCACUGCAGCUGAAGGCGAAGGCGUGGCCGGUCUCACUAAGGCCGUGACGUCCGCCACAAUUAUUGGAAGCCCGCCUUCUCUCCGUCAUCUACCCAAGGUGUCAUUCUUGCCUGGCAAGGAUGUCCGCUACGAGGAGGCUCUAACGAGCAUAAGCCUGGAGGAAGAUCGAGAACGGUGGCAUGCGUUUUGCCGCCAGGUGCUACUGGGAAUCGCCAUCGUCACAGCAGGCCCGGGUUAUGGCAAGACCACUGAAAUGGCGAAGACCGCACUCGCCAUGGAGUAUAGUCUCGGUCGUGUUUUCUGUACGGCGCCAGCUCACGUGGCUGUUACCAACUUUGCGGUCCGCACCGACAAGAUAACCCGUGAAGUUUGCCUGCGAUAUAACGACAAUCUUCCCGAGGGUACGCCGCGAGCUCGCCAUCGAAUGGUAUUACGUGGAUACAAGCGAGCCCACGAGCUUGCCGCGUUCGAAGCUCUGCUGGAAGACCCUCGUCUUGGAGACAUGGCUGCCCCUCAACUGUCGUAUGGCCAGGCACCCUGGCGCCUUGAGUUAUCCGUGGCCUUUUGGCUCUUGGUGCUUUUGCGUUCCCCUGCUGUCCGAGACCUCCACAAAGACGAUAAGGAGGCGCUGCACCAGCUUCAACGCCAGGUCGAUACCAGACGGGACUGGGCUAAACUUCGAGCUGUAGCCACUGGGCAGAUCACGUGGGACGAGUAUACCGAAACGGCUCCACCCCAUCAGAAGACCUUGUCCACUGCCAUGGAUCAGCUUGUCGCCAUGGCAGACAUCCUGGCUACUACGCCUUCUGCGUGCGUAUCUGUCACAGAGGUGUACAAUCGUUGGUGGAUGCAGGCGAAGGCUGUCGCUAUCGACGAGGCGGCAAACAUGGACCGCGGCGACCUGGCGAGUGCUUGGGGCAACAAGAUGCUGCCAUUGUUGUGUGGCGGGGACACCGAGCAACUUCCACCCACUGUGUUGACCGAUGAGUACUGCAUCGACGCAGCCGGUCACGUGUUCAACCAAUUUUCGAACGACGGCCUCAUAUCAGCCCAGGGCUUCUUGAUGGCAUCGGGGCACCUGGCUUACCGUUUGCGCCUGCAACUCCGAACCGCCAAUGGUCUGUUCGACAUCGUCGGUAAAACCAUCUAUCCGGACAUCCCGGUAAGAUAUGGAGAGAGCUGCUGCAUCGACUUGCCGAAGUUCAAGAACGGCCAUCUUCUGGAGAGCUUCUUCAGGGAGCGUUUCCCGGAAUUAGUCGCACCCAAGGAGGGCAAGUUCGCGCCAAUCUUCGUGCACUGCCCCGAUACAAUCGUGAGAAUCGAUCACGUCAACGGGAAUAAACGGUGCAACGACCAGGUUCACGCUGCCCUCAACAUGGCAUCCCAACUUGUCAAGGAGAAGUCCGUUGACGCCUCGAAGGUGGUGAUUCUGUCACCAUACAAGGCGAAUGUGGAACUCUUGAACAAAUGGACGCAGAAACACUACCCUGAGCUCGCCACGAUGAGUCCCGCAUCGACCAUUGAUGGUUAUCAGGGGCAGGAAAACGACAUUGUCUUUGUCGUAAUGGGCACCAAGGCCCGUAACCCUGGUCCCGGGUUCACGACGAAACGCGCCCGGCUCAACGUCCUCCUUACGAGGCAGCGGUGCGGUCUCGUCGUCUUUGGCGACAUCAACGUCGUCGGAGAGAUGAACCCGAAGGACUUCGGCACCAUGCCGCAGCUGGACCUCCCAGCUGCGUCGAACUUCUCGUUGGCGAAGCCCCCGCAGUUCGUGGUGGGCGGCAAAGCCCGUGCUGACGGGAGGGCCGUGGGGAUCGUCAAGAAAACGGCACCCGCACAAUACCGGAUCUGGCUUUUGUUGUGGCAGAGUGGCAGGGUAGUGACCAUGUCUGUCAAAAACCUCGGCAAUCUCGAUGGUAGCCCUGAGACGGGAGUAGAGAGGGAGGAAAAUGGGGCCAAGAGGAAAGCCGAGGAGGAAACUAAGAAGGAAGCCAAGAAGCCUAAGAUCAAGGAGCCCGAAAAGAAAAGCGAGAGCUAG
This is a messenger RNA of Colletotrichum abscissum, 3357 nucleotides long. RefSeq lists its product as uncharacterized. Gene Ontology annotation, molecular function: 5'-3' DNA helicase activity. NCBI's taxonomy places the organism in Eukaryota, Fungi, Ascomycota, Sordariomycetes, Glomerellales, Glomerellaceae. The transcript is spliced from 6 exons. The coding region runs from base 1 to 3357 and encodes 1118 amino acids. The record is from RefSeq and is a predicted model, not a curated record.